GCAACUGAAGGUCACCUGAUAUUCUGUGAACUUUGUCCAUCAUGAUCCGAGUCCACUUUGUAGAACGCAGUGUGUGAGUGUGUGUGCAUUGUAACAUAACUUGGGCAUUUUAUGCGGUAAGCAGCAGACAUGGCGGGAGUGACAGGAAUGACUCGGUCGCUACGUCAGCAGAUGAAGUCUCGCUUCAUCAACUGGUCUCUGACACACGUGCGAGCCCAGUCUACAGUGCAGCCUCCAGGGUACAAACAGUCUCAGAGAGGACAAGCAACACAAGUUGCAAUAAAAGAACCUCCUCGAACAGAGGUCGAGUACAAGCCAAUCAGAAGUCUGCUCGUCGCAAACAGAGGAGAGAUCGCUAUCCGAGUGUUCCGAGCAUGUACAGAGCUGGGUAUCCGAUCCGUGGCAAUCUAUUCGGAGCAAGACAAGAUGCACAUGCACAGACAGAAGGCGGACGAAGCCUACCUCAUUGGCAAAGGAGGGCCUCCUGUGGCAGCUUACCUGAACAUUCCUGAGAUUAUCAGGGUCGCCAAAGAAAACGACGUGGAUGCCAUCCAUCCAGGUUAUGGUUUCCUCUCAGAACGGUCAGACUUCGCCCAAGCCGUGAUUGACGCAGGAAUCCGAUUCAUCGGUCCGUCACCCUUCGUCGUUCAACAGAUGGGUGACAAAGUCGCUGCUAGACAAGCCGCUAUAGCUGCAGGAGUGCCGAUUGUCCCUGGUACAGACGGUCCAGUCACUACAUCUGAUGAGGCUAUGGAGUUCUGUCUGAAGCAUGGUCUCCCUGUCAUAUUCAAGGCAGCCUACGGAGGUGGUGGCCGUGGUAUGAGAGUCGUUCGGAAGAUGGAGGAAGUCAAAGAGAACUUUGAGAGAGCCAGUUCUGAGGCCGCGACUGCCUUUGGUAACGGAGCCAUGUUCAUUGAGAGGUUCAUCGAGCGUCCUCGUCAUAUUGAGGUCCAGCUGAUGGGAGACAAGGCUGGUAAUGUGAUCCAUCUGCACGAGAGAGACUGCUCCGUCCAGAGAAGACAUCAGAAGGUUGUAGAAAUUGCACCGGCUCCGCUGCUUGAUGACAAGGUGAAAAAUGCCAUGUUUGAUAAUGCUACCAAUCUGGCCAGACAUGUUGGAUAUUCAAAUGCAGGGACUGUGGAGUUCUUGGCUGAUAACCAUGGAGGCUUUUACUUUAUUGAAGUCAACGCUCGUCUCCAAGUAGAGCACACUGUUACUGAAGAAAUCACUGGUGUGGACCUGGUACAGACUCAGAUCCGAGUGGCCGAGGGCAUGACUCUACCUGAGUUAGGACUCACCCAGGACAAGAUAAAACCACAAGGAUAUGCUAUCCAAUGUCGUGUGACCACCGAGGAUCCUGCCAAGGGAUUCCAGCCUGAUACCGGUCGAAUUGAGGUGUUCCGUAGUGGUGAAGGUAUGGGCAUUCGAUUGGACGGAGCUUCUGCCUUUGCUGGUGCCAUCAUCUCGCCAUACUACGACUCUCUGCUGGUCAAGGUAAUCGCUCACGCAGCCGAUCUACAAGCCUCGUGCGCCAAGAUGAGUCGGGCUCUGCGAGAGUUCAGAGUGAGAGGAGUCAAGACAAACAUUCCAUUUCUGCUGAAUGUGUUGGAGAACCAAAAGUUUGUCAAUGGAACUGUUGACACUUACUUCAUCGACGAGAACCCCCAGCUUUUUGCUAUGAAGCCUUCACAAAACCGUGCGCAGAAGUUGUUGAACUACUUGGCAACUGUUUUGGUCAACGGGCCUUCAACGCCUCUCGCUACCAGCUUGAAGCCUGCGGAAGUAAACCCACCAAUUCCGGAACUGGGGAUAGAUUACCAGAACUUACCCGUCAAUGAGGAGGGGGAGGUUUUAGGUCUGGAGCCACCCAAAGGCUUCCGUCAGAUCCUGAAGGCGGAGGGACCGGAGGCGUUUGCGAAGGCGGUGCGAGCUAAGAAGGGUCUGUUGUUGAUGGACACAACGUUCCGAGAUGCCCAUCAGUCUCUGCUUGCCACUCGUGUCCGAACACGGGACAUUGUCAAUAUCUCGCCCUUCGUAGCGCACGCCUUCCACAACCUGUACUCACUGGAGAACUGGGGAGGAGCUACGUUUGACGUCAGCUUGCGAUUCCUUCACGAGUGCCCUUGGGAGCGACUUGAGGAGAUGCGCAACAGGGUUCCCAACAUUCCCUUCCAGAUGUUGUUGAGAGGUGCAAACGCUGUUGGAUACACAAACUACCCCGACAACGUUGUGUACAAGUUUUGUGAACUAGCAGUUCAGACGGGAAUGGACAUUUUCCGAGUGUUUGACUCCCUGAACUACCUGCCUAACCUCAUCCUGGGCAUGGAGGCUGCUGGAAAGGCUGGUGGAGUGGUCGAAGCUGUGAUUGCCUACACAGGAGACGUCUCUGACCCGAAGCGAACAAAAUACAACCUCAAGUACUACACAGACCUGGCUGGUGAACUGGUCAAAGCAGGCACACACGUUCUCUGCAUUAAGGACAUGGCUGGUCUGCUGAAGCCUCAGGCUGCCAAGUUGUUGGUCACAGCCCUGAGAGACAAAUAUCCCGACCUUCCGAUCCACAUCCACACCCACGACACUUCAGGUGCUGGAGUCGCAUCGAUGUUGGCUUGUGCUCAUGCUGGAGCUGAUGUCGUGGAUGUUGCCGUUGACUCCAUGAGUGGAAUGACUUCCCAGCCUAGUAUGGGAGCCAUUGUAGCUUCUCUGCAGGGCACAGAUCUGGACACAGGUAUGGACCUUGCUGACGUAUCUCAGUACUCCGCCUACUGGGAGCAGACACGUCAGCUGUACGCUCCGUUUGAAUGCACUACCACCAUGAAGUCAGGCAACGCUGAUGUCUACCUCAAUGAGAUACCCGGAGGUCAAUACACCAACCUGCAGUUCCAGUCUUACUCCCUCGGUCUUGGAGAUAUGUUCGAAGACGUCAAGAAGUCUUACAGAGAGGCCAACCUGCUUCUUGGUGACAUUAUCAAGGUGACUCCAUCAUCCAAGGUGGUCGGGGACUUGGCUCAGUUCAUGGUCCAGAACCACCUGAAGAGUGAGGAUGUGAUGGCCAAAGCCGAGGAACUCAGCUUCCCCAAGUCUGUGGUGGAGUUCCUGCAAGGAGCCAUAGGAGAACCUUAUGGAGGAUUCCCUGAACCCCUCAGGAGUAAGGUACUGAAGGACAUGCCCAGAGUGACUGGUCGACCUGGAGCCAGUCUGCCACCUCUAGACUUCAACAAACUCAAAACCGACCUGCAGGAGCGCCACCCCAACAUUAGCGACAAGGACGUGAUGAGUGCUGCACUCUACCCUCAGGUCACUGAAGACUACCUGAAUUUCCGAGAGAUCUACGGACCUGUCGACAAAAUCGAAACCAGGAUAUUCCUCGUGGGACCGAAAGUUGGUGAAGAGUUUGAGGUUACCAUUGAGAAGGGUAAGACCCUUGGUAUCAAGACUCUAGCCAUUGCCGAAGACUUGACCCCGAGUGGUGAGCGAGAAGUGUUCUUUGAGAUGAACGGUCAACUGCGAUCUGUCUUCAUCAGGGACAAGGAGGCAACCAAGGAGAUGCACUUCCACCCCAAGGCAGAAAAGGGCAACAAGGACCAAGUCGGGGCUCCGAUGCCAGGAACCGUGAUGGAAGUGAGAGUCAAGGUUGGCGACACUGUGGACAAAGGUCAACCGUUGGUCGUGAUGUCAGCGAUGAAGAUGGAGAUGGUUGUCCAAGCACCCCGCGCCGGCAAAAUCAAGAGUGUCGACAUCACCGUAGGAACGAAACUAGAUGGAGACGAUUUGUUGUUGUCCUUUGAGUAAACAGAUAACUGAUGUAAGGAGAGUAAACCCGAAAAGACUGAUGAGUCGUUGUGUCAGAGUGUGUAGCACACUAUAAAAGACUUAAAUACUCGUACCGUGUACAGUUUCCUAAUCACUUUUUGGUGAUUUAGAUUUAUAUUGCAAGACCCAACAGCCGAAAGCGAGAUUUUAAUCAUCUAGCCGAGCGUGAUGGUAUAUUUGCUGCUCUAGCUGAAACAUAAUCGAGGUUUAAUGUUAAUCUGUGAUAGAUUUUUUCAUUUGUCUGGGUGUCUGCGCUGUUAUUUGUUUUGGGGAGGAUAUUUUCGGUUAUCUGUUUACCUCGCUUGUUGUUGCCUUGGCUUACCAUGUAAGUCGUGUAUACUUGCCUCUAUAUAUAUUAUAUAAGAUUUUAUAUGUUAUGUAUAUUUUGAUUGUUUUAGAUUGUAUUUAUAAUGUUGGCGCUGUUGUUGUAAUUUAUUUAUAUGUAGUUUUAAAUUAAAGUUAAUAAACAUUUUACAUUAAA
Molecule: messenger RNA, 4294 nt
Organism: Macrosteles quadrilineatus (aster leafhopper)
Lineage: Eukaryota; Metazoa; Arthropoda; Insecta; Hemiptera; Cicadellidae
Gene: PCB
Product: pyruvate carboxylase, mitochondrial
Exons: 25
Coding region: 130-3792 (1220 amino acids)
Biological process (GO): gluconeogenesis; pyruvate metabolic process
Cellular component (GO): cytoplasm
Molecular function (GO): pyruvate carboxylase activity; metal ion binding; ATP binding
Source: RefSeq, a predicted model, not a curated record